Messenger RNA from Vitis riparia (riverbank grape), 2074 nucleotides. Its product is annotated as nuclear transport factor 2-like. NCBI's taxonomy places the organism in Eukaryota, Viridiplantae, Streptophyta, Magnoliopsida, Vitales, Vitaceae. Bases 297 to 1769 code for a protein of 490 amino acids. The transcript has 9 exons. Gene Ontology annotation, cellular component: cytosol; ribonucleoprotein complex. The record is from RefSeq and is a predicted model, not a curated record. Gene Ontology annotation, molecular function: mRNA binding.
AAAUAAGAAAAAAUGGAAGGCAGUGGAGAAUAGCGGAACACAAAUCUAUCCAUCCCAUAGGUUUCUCCAUUUUCUCUCUCUAGAUUCCCUUUUAUCUCUCACUGUUAUUCCAUAUAUUUAUAUAUUUAUUUCUAUUUAUAAAUAUCAAAUCUCGGAUCACUUUCUUUGAAUACCAACUAGCAAAAUUAAAAUCCCAGCUUUGUCUACGAGCUCUAUAAUCUGAUUAGGGUUUGGGGUUUCAGAUCUAGGGUUUUGAUUGACAUUUUUAGGGUUUACGGUGUCGAGCUGGGUUCGUAAUGGCGACUCCGUUCCCCUUUCAUGUCACUGCUGCUCAGGUUGGGGCAUACUUCGUGGGGCAGUACUACCAGGUUCUUCAGCAACAGCCAGACUUUGUUCACCAGUUCUACUCUGAUGCCAGCACUGUGCUUCGCGUUGACGGCAACACCAGAGAGACUGCUUCGGCAAUGCUGCAAAUCCAUACACUUAUCAUGUCACUCAAUUACACUGGCAUUGAAAUCAAGACAGCACAUUCCCUGGAAUCUUGGAAUGGAGGUGUUCUUGUGGUGGUUUCAGGUUCUGUCCAAAUUAAGGAUUUCAGUGGCAGAAGGAAAUUUGUGCAAACUUUUUUCCUUGCACCUCAGGAGAAAGGCUUUUUUGUUCUUAAUGAUAUUCUUCACUUCAUUGAUGAGGAUCUGAUUCAGCAGCAUCCGGCAGCUUUACUAGCUCAGAGCAGUCUUGAUUCCAGGUUGAAUGCUUCUAACACUAUUCCAGAGCCAGUAUCCAACUACAUGCUGGGUGGAGAGAUCCAAGCAAGGGAGUUUGUGGCUCCUGUGAAUGUCAUGGAGAAUGGUCCAGUUGACAGAUACAGUUUUCCAGAGCAACGGUUGCAGCAAGUCACUGAGACUGACAACAUUCCGGAGGACAAUUCUGGGGAGGAUUCAAAUGGUUCGCUUCAGAAUGUGAUGAACACUUUACAAGACCUCCCCCCUGCUCCUGUUGAUGAACCUGUUGGAGAGCCUCAAAAACACACUUAUGCUUCCAUUUUGAGGGUUGCUAAAGGACAAUCUGUGCCAUCAGUCUCUCCUCAGUCAUAUAAUAACAAGAGCAUGCCACCUGCUUCAGAAUGGCAUCAUAUGCCGCAGCCCAGUAAUGAACAAUCAGUUGCAUCAUCGGUUAUGUUUGAAAAGCCUGCAUCAGAGGUAGCAGAGGAGGUUUCAGGAGUAGAAGAUGAAGGUGAAAUAAAGUCUGUCUACGUGAGAAACUUGCCAUCUACUGUAUCUGCUUCUGAAAUUGCUAAGGAAUUUAAGAAUUUUGGUAGACUCAAGCCUGAUGGUGUGGUAAUUCGGAACCGAAAGGACAAUAUUGGUGUUUGCUAUGCAUUUGUUGAAUAUGAAGACAUUUCUGGUGUUCAGAAUGCAAUCAAGGCAUCUACCGUACAGAUUGCUGGACGACAAGUACACAUUGAGGAACGGAGAGCAAACAGCAAUAACUUAUCUCGAGGAGGAAGAAGGGGAAGAGGCAGGGGGAGCUACCAGUCAGAGGCACCAAGGGGGCGAUAUGGUGCUCGGACGUUUGGUAGGGGAAAUGGUCAAGAUGGAGGUGACCGAGACUAUAACAGACCAAGAGGAAGUGGUCAAGAUGGAGGUGAGCGAGACUAUAACAGACCAAGAGGAAAUGGUUUCUAUCGGCCUAGUGCGCGACAAGACAGAGGAUUCUCAGGGAACCAAGUAUCAAGAGACAGUCUGAACAUAUCAGAGUUGUCAACUUAGACCUUCCCGGGUUUUUUGGGCCAAGUUCCCUCAUCUGAGCACAUUCACCUUUUAUUGCCAUGAACUUCAAUAUUGAUAUUUUUACAAUGUUUCAGUUAGAUGCGUUGGGAAGAGGCAACACAUCUUUUUUGGGGUUUUCUUAAUGCUUUAUUUUCCUAAUUAAAGAGGGAAUGUUUUUGCAAUUUUGAGCCUUCCAUGUCUGAGGUCAAAUUUAUAAUUGUCCUGUUCUGUCUGAUGAAGUCCUGAGUUGGAUAUAUAAAUUUUAUUUAUGCUAAUUUUAAAUUCAAUGUUUAACAUUUCAAGUU